UCGUGGUGUGUGCGUUUUUAUUUUUUUUUGUGGCUCAGUUUCCAUUUCAACGUCGAACGAACGAAAAGUUGCAGCGUAAAAAAAUACAAUUUCGGUGAAAUAUUCACACAUAUUUCGAUUUCGGGAAAACUGUACAAAAAAGGCGAACGAUAAUUAAUAAAUGCGCUUAAAUGCGCCAUGAACUAUGCAAAAGUUAUGUGCUAGAAGUGAGAGCUAAAAAGUGUGCAUUGCAAGUGGCAGUCAUGUGGAAUGCAUUAAGGAUUCAACAGUUUUUCUGGCUACUACCGAUUCUCCUCCACCUGUCGCAAUUCUGUUCUGGCCAACAGACCCACAUUAAAUUGGAGCAGGGGGAUCUUAUUGGGCUCAAGGUCUUUCCGGAUGGGACACGUGGCGCUGUGUACGCUUUUCUGGGCAUUCCCUAUGCCCAAGCUCCUCUUAACGAACUCAGAUUUGCUCCCGCCAAACCGAGUUCCAGUUUCAAUCGCACCCUGCAGGCCACCGCCAUGCAGCCCAUCUGCCCGCAGCUAUCGAACACCAUCUACGACGAGAGCUCGGAUGGAGGUAUUCCCAGAUCGGUGGGCACAGACGAGGACUGCCUGUACCUGAACAUUUGGACCCCGGAGUCGGGGCUGCGAUAUGGCAAGCUGCCCAUCGUUGUUAUUGUCACGGGUGAGGAGUUCGCCUACGACUGGCCCAGAAACCGCAUCAAUGGCCUGGAUCUGGCCGGAGAGGGAAUUGUGGUGGUCAGUGUCCAGUACCGGAAUAACAUCUUCGGAUGGCUGAGUCUGGGGGACAAACACCGCCACGUCCCUGGCAACUACGGACUAAGUGAUAUCCGGAUGGCAUUGCGCUGGAUUCAAAGGAAUGCAGAUGCCUUUGGCGGCAAUCCAGAUCUCAUAACCCUUUUAGGUCACGGCAGUGGAGGAGCUCCUCUUGCCCUGGCUGCCACUUUGGAGGAUUUCAGCCUUGUUAAGAAACUGAUGCUCAUGUCCCCGGGUCCCGUGAUGCGAACUUUGGGUCAGAACCACCAACAGCGGAUAGUGGAAACUGGUCAGGUGCUGGUUCAGAAAUUGGGCUGCCAGUUCGAGGAGGCCCAGCGUCGCCAGCUGAUGGGUUGCCUGAGGCGAAAGAGCCGAGAGGAUCUGCUCCGCGCCUACGAAAGUGUCUACAAUCAUGGCAAUGGGAGCGCCCAGCUGGGAGUGAUGCUACCCGAAGGUUUGACACUCGAACAACGACUUCAAAACGGAACUCUGCCUUCCCUGCUGCUGGGCAUCACCUCCAAUGAAGGAGCCUUCCUGCAAGAUUAUUGGUUGGAUGUGGCCCGGGAAGGUCAGGUGGCUCUCCAGAAGUACAUCAAUCACACAAUGCUGCCAAGUGUGUUGCGGGCACUGGAAUCGGUUGGCGAGGAGAGCUCCUCCCAAUUGGCGGCCAUAAGAUGGAGGUACUUCAAUGGCAAAGGCGAGGGAGUCACCCACCUGCUGACUGGCAUGCAACGCCUGCUCUCCGAAUCCCUCUACGAAGUUCCCUUCUUCCGCCUCUUGGAUCUGCUAAAUGGAACCACCAGCUAUGCCUACGUGUUCGAUCAAUCCCAUUCGAUGGACAUGAGGGGCAGGAGGAAUCUUUUUGGCGGAGCGUCCCACAGCUCGGAUCUUCCAUUGCUCCUGGGACCCAGUCUGUUUCAGCAGAUAGCUCGUCGGAGAUUCAGUGGCGAGGAGGAGCAACUGUGCCGAAAAAUAAGAAGUGCCUUUGCCAACUUCAUUAAAAAUGGUAAUCCCACGCCGGGAAGGAUCUACGAUGGAUGGUUGCCCUAUAACAAAGAAAACCCAUUUGUCUACAGCCUGGGGGAGCAGAUGAAGACCUCUCAGGCGGGAUCAGUGGAUGAGCCGGAGGUGGAGAAGCUACUUAGAGGGGAGGCUGGGGUUCCAGGCCAGGAUAGGAGUUUAUCGCGUAGCAACCGUCACGAUACUUACAGGGCAACUCCCUCCAAUUCCUACACGGCCAGCAAUCAACAGGAUUCGGGUUACUCCAAUCACUUGCAGCGGGUCCACGGAUUCUGGCAGGUUUUACUCCCACUGGAAAGAGAGGAGGACCUAAGAGGAGGAGGUGCCCUCGGUCAGCGAGUGCGACUCCUGGAGGCGAGUGCCGAUGCAGCCAGAUACCGACAGGGAUUCUAUGCCAUGUUGGGAUUGGUGUGCCUACUCCUCGCCUGCCUCUGCCUGUGCGUUUACCUACUCAAACGAGACCCAAAUGCUAUGAGAAGACGCAGUGCAUCCUCGGCUUCGGACUGCUACAGCUUAUGACAUAAGUGGUUUCGUUGGACGACCAUCUUUGGGGA
This is a messenger RNA of Drosophila subpulchrella, 2335 nucleotides long. Its product is annotated as cocaine esterase. Bases 171 to 2300 code for a protein of 709 amino acids. The record is from RefSeq and is a predicted model, not a curated record. Lineage: Eukaryota; Metazoa; Arthropoda; Insecta; Diptera; Drosophilidae. The transcript has 3 exons.